AUGCCCAAAAGAACUACUCUUACAGAUGCACAAAAAUUUAUUAAUCCUAAUGCCAAGCAUCAUAGAGUGGUAACAUACCCAGAACUUGACUACGCCCUAAGAGAGUUUGUGCUGAUUUAUCAGAAUCAAACAAUUCUAAGUGACACAAUACUUGUCGAAAAAGCCAAAAUACUUGCCAAUGGCCUAGGAAUUCCUGAGGAUGCAUUGCAGUUUUCUCACGAUUGGCUUAGUAAGUUUAAAGAACGAAAUAAUAUUCGUCAACAUAAACUUGAAGGAGAAGCUAAGUCUGCUGAUGAAGCAGCUAUUAUUACUGCCUUACCAACUCUAAGAAACAAAUGCUCUAACUAUCCUAUUGAGAGAAUAUAUAACAUGAAUGAGACAGAGCUUUUUUAUAGUCUCAUGAAUAACAUUCACCAAACUGAAGAUCUGACACUCGAUAAUCUUACUAAUGCACUUAAAGACCUUCAUAUUCAUCUUACUGACCCGAUGCCAGUCGAAGAAUUUCUUUCUAUUCCUGAUGAAGAUGUUGUCUACGAAGUUCCUAGAGAUGACCAAGUUAUUGAACAGCUUAUAGAAACAUUCAAGCCAGUCUAUUUAACUUAUGAUGAUUCAGAGGAAGAUGAUAAUGUCGAAAUUUCUCUAAUUAGCAUUAAUGCAGUGAUUACAAGUUUGGAGACUGUGUAUAUGUUUUUGCUUCAACAAGAUAAAGGAAGAUGA
Cetraspora pellucida is the source of this 717-nucleotide messenger RNA. NCBI's taxonomy places the organism in Eukaryota, Fungi, Glomeromycota, Glomeromycetes, Diversisporales, Gigasporaceae. The record is from the annotation of a GenBank genome assembly.